ACCCAAAACCCGGAACAAAACCCUAGCCCUUCGCAUUAAGCCUUGAGCCAGGCAACGCCGUCGGCUGCCGUUCUUCCUAACAUCGUCCUGUUCUAGCACGGUCGCAGUCUCCUCCUCCGGAAUCUCUUAUAUCGAGUGCGGGAGACAACAUGGUGCGUAGCAUCAAAAGCGCCAAGAAGAUCAAGAGGAAGAACAAGGGAUCGAAAAAAGGAGAGUCUUCGUCUGUGCCCUCCGCACCGGCUAAGGUUUGGCAACCUGGUGUGGAUGCAUUAGAAGAAGGCGAGGAGCUUCAGUUUGAUCCUUCCGCUUACAAUCAUCUACGUGGAUUUAGUAUUGGCUGGCCCUGUUUGAGCUUUGACAUUGUCCAUGAUUCUCUGGGGUUGGUACGGACUGAAUUUCCACAUACAGUUUAUGGUGUUGGCGGUACCCAGGCUAAGGAAGCAUCAUGGAAUUAUAUUGGGAUUUUCAAAAUUACAAACAUAUCCGGAAAGAAGCGUGAGCUAGUUCCUGCUUCAACUGAAGGUGAUGAUGAUAUGGAUAGUGAGAGUAGUAGUGAUGAAGACGAUGAUGAAGACGAGAAUGGUGAAGCUUCACAGCCUGUUCUACAUUUGCAUAAGGUGGCUCACCAAGGGGGAGUAAACCGUAUACGCUCAAUGAUUCAAAAACCUCAUAUAUGUGCUACAUGGGGUGAUACUGGUCAUGUUCAGGUUUGGGACAUCAGUUCACAUUUGAAUGAUCUAGCUGAAUCUGUGUCCAGCUCAACUGUUGGAGGUGAUAACAUACAUCGUCUGUCUCCUCUUGUAAAAUUUGGUGGUCACAAGGAUGAGGGCUAUGCUAUUGACUGGAGUCCUACUGUUCCUGGAAGACUCGUCUCUGGUGAUUGCAACAGUUGUAUUCACUUAUGGGAACCUUCUGAAACAUGGAACGUCGAUGCCACUCCCUUUGCUGGGCAUACUGCUAGUGUGGAGGAUCUACAAUGGAGUCCAACGGAACCUGAUGUUUUUGCUUCAUGUUCGGUGGAUGGAACUGUAGCAAUAUGGGAUACCAGACUUGGAAAAUCGCCCGCACUUUCAGUAAAGGCGCACAACAUUGAUGUUAAUGUUAUAUCAUGGAAUCGGCUGGCAAGCUGUAUGAUUGCUUCUGGAGCUGAUGAUGGUACAUUCUCCAUCCGUGAUCUUAGACUGAUCAAGGGUGACUCACUGGUAGCACAUUUUGAGUAUCACAAGCAACCCAUAACAUCCAUCGAAUGGUGUCCACAUGAAGCGUCUACUCUGGCUGUUUCGUCUGCCGACAAUCAGUUGACGAUAUGGGAUCUUUCACUAGAAAGGGACGAAGAGGAGGAAACAGAAUUCAAAGCCAAGCUGAAGGAGCAAGCAAGCGCGCCGCAGGACUUGCCUCCACAGCUUCUUUUCGUUCAUCAGGGUCAAAAGGACCCGAAGGAGCUGCAUUGGCACACACAGAUUCCGGGAAUGAUCAUGUCGACCGCCAUUGAUGGCUUCAAUGUUUUGAUGCCUGCAAAUAUCGAAAAUGUUCUUCCUCCAGCUGAUGCAUAAUCUACGAGGCAACAAGUAGAAUCUAUUGAGCUAUUGAAAUCGGUGUCUUAAUAUGUUGUGAUAAUAAAUUUAGUAUCUUGGAGCACUGCAUCUUUCUCUGAAGCAGCAUUUUCCGUCGAUUAAGUUUGUCACUAAUUUUAUAUCGAAUAAUAAUGGUAAAAAAAAGAAAUUCCAAUAAUUUAAAAAUA
Messenger RNA from Zingiber officinale, 1741 nucleotides. RefSeq names its product protein HEAT STRESS TOLERANT DWD 1-like. The record is from RefSeq and is a predicted model, not a curated record. The coding region runs from base 150 to 1553 and encodes 467 amino acids. The transcript has 14 exons. Gene Ontology annotation, molecular function: protein binding. NCBI's taxonomy places the organism in Eukaryota, Viridiplantae, Streptophyta, Magnoliopsida, Zingiberales, Zingiberaceae.